AUGCCCAAAGCGAAGCAUCGCAUCACAGCAGACGGCCGCUGCAAGCGCGAGCGCGGCGAUGCUGAGGCACAAGCUGAUGCAGUCUCCAGUUGGAGGUGCCAAAAGUGUAGCUUCGUCAACGAUGACGACUUGCCUUUCUGUGAAAUGUGUCAAGAGCCGAGAGAAGGCGAAUCACGUGAAGCAGAAGAAGGCAGCGAAGAUGACGCGGCGGACUGGUUCUGCAGCAAGUGCUCCUUUAAGAACACUGGGCUGUUGCCAUACUGUGAGCUUUGCGAGAAUGCUCGCUCGAGUUCAUCCAGUGCUCAGGAGGUGCACGCCUGCCCCCUUUGCUCCUUCGAGAACGCUAGUUCCCGCACAGCCUGCGCGAUGUGCUCCACUCCUUUGCCAUCGGUGCCAGCUUCCACUGGCGCCCCGGCGCCCUCCGGCUCGGGCGCCGGCUCCAGCGACCGUGCGGACCCGGCGGACCCGUCUCCGCCAGCGCCGGAGACGGCACCCGCCUUCACGGAGGAGGAGCGUCGAUUGCUCACAUCCAUGGGCUGGAAUGACGAAGAUGACGACGAGGAGGGCGGGUUGGAGGAAUGGGAGAUUGAUGCAGCGCAAGAGAGCCUGAUCGGCCGCCUCCAAGCCGAGGGCGACCGCGAGACGCUGCGCGACCGCGCGCGGCGGGAGUUCGACGCUUGGAAAUCCGGUGAACGCUGGGACCAACUCUGGGUACCGGGUGCCUUGAUCUUGGGAGUCAUCGUAGGCGUCUUCAUGCCGGCCGAAGCUGGGUGGGGCAAUCGCAUCUCGGAAAUGUUGGGGUGGACCUACUUCUUUGCAUGGUCAGUCUCCUUCUACCCACAGGUCGUACUCAACUUCAGAAGGAAGAGUGUGGCUGGUUUGUCGUUAGAUUACCAGAUUCUGAAUGCUUUUGGUUUUGGAUGCUACUUCCUCUUCAAUGCCAUGUUUUUCUACGAUUCUGGCAUUCGUGCUGCUUAUCGAGAGGAGCAUGACAACCAGGACAGUGGUGUGCGGCUCAAUGACGUGAUUUUCGCUGGCCACGCCUUUUGCAUCACUCUCCUGACCCUGCUUCAAAUUUGUAUUUACUGGGACUAUCCCCCCUUGAGGCACCAGGAACGGAUCUUUCGACGUGCUGUCAUCGGAUCCCUGUCUCUCGUAGGUUUGGGCGCUAGCAUUUUGGCGAUCUACCUCGGCAGCCUCUCAGGGUGCUGCUCCAAGUGGUUGACUUUCCUGUCGACCUUGGCUGAGGUGAAAGUCAUCAUCUCUGUGGUGAAAUACUGCCCGCAAGUAUGGCUGAACUACCAGAGGAAGAGCACAGUUGGUUGGACUAUCUACAAUGUUCUCCUGGACUUCACUGGAGGUUUGCUCAGUGUCGCCCAGUUGCUGCUGGACUCCUGGCUGACUGAUGACUGGAGUAAAGUCUCUGGAGACCCUGCCAAGCUAAUGCUUGGCAACGUCUCUGUCUUCUUCGACAUCAUCUUCAUGGUGCAGCACUAUUGUCUCUACCCGCAGGGGGCCCAGCGAUGCUGUGAGAUCAGCGACAGCUCUGAGGCCUAG
Molecule: messenger RNA, 1557 nt
Organism: Durusdinium trenchii
Lineage: Eukaryota; Dinophyceae; Suessiales; Symbiodiniaceae
Source: the annotation of a GenBank genome assembly